Messenger RNA from Chanos chanos (milkfish), 2829 nucleotides. Its product is annotated as syndecan-2-B. NCBI's taxonomy places the organism in Eukaryota, Metazoa, Chordata, Actinopteri, Gonorynchiformes, Chanidae. The record is from RefSeq and is a predicted model, not a curated record. The transcript has 5 exons. Gene Ontology annotation, cellular component: cell surface; membrane. The coding region runs from base 292 to 939 and encodes 215 amino acids. Gene Ontology annotation, biological process: cell migration.
UCCUGAGUAGGAGCCUAGAGUUGCGCGUGCCACGGAGCGAUACAGUGUUUAUGACAUGACCUCCAAUUUAUAGCAUCUUAGAAAAGGUCCUCUUCAGAUUACAAAAUAGGAAAACGAGGAAACUGCCCGUAGGCUGAAAAGCUGACGCGUGUUUUUAAAGGCAUUAAAUCGGUGUGGACUAAUAACGAAGAGGGAAGAAAGAAGCGACGGCAGAGCGCGAGAAACAGCGACGGCAUAAUAGACAAGUGCGAUUCAGCCUAAACGCGUGAGACUUUUCCAAGAAAAGGAAUAAUGAGAAACAUUUGGAUAUUUGUAACUUUUUGCGCGGUGGCCUGGUUUUCAGAUAAGAGGGUGACAGCGGAGUCUCCAACUGAUGACAUUUAUUUGGAAGACCAGUCGUCAGGAGACUACCCUGUGGAUGAUGAUGACUACAGUUCAGGUUCAGGGUCAGGUGAUGGUGUCGUAGUGGAAGAGGCAGUUACUGUAAACACAUUGUACCUCUCUCCCAAAGCUGAAUCCACUGAGCGUGUUCCCCAGGCCACAUCACCCAGCCAGGACACGCCCAUACUCAGCCGAGACACGCCCAUACUCACAGACAGAGACAGCACAGUGGAUCACUCUGAGAAAGGGUUCCCUGACAGUCCGACAGAUGAGCCGCGAAUCAGCAUUGAUGCCACCAGAACCGCGUCUCCUGAGAUCGCGCCGGAUGGCGAAACGCAGCUUGAUGAUAAAGUUCACACAGAAACCGUUUUCCAGAGGACAGAGGUCCUGGCAGCGGUGAUCGCGGGAGGAGUGAUUGGCUUUUUGUUCGCCAUCUUCCUCAUCCUCCUCCUGGUGUACCGCAUGAGAAAGAAGGAUGAAGGCAGCUACGACCUGGGAGAGCGUAAGCCCAUGGGCUCGGCCUAUCAGAAAGCCCCCACCAAGGAGUUCUACGCCUGAAGGAGAACGCGGCGUGGAGACCUGCCACCAUCCUGACAAACGUCUCUUCAGUCUGGUUAACCUACGCUGGAAUGAGAGAGAGGGAGAGAGGAAGUGUUACGGGAAACCUUUACCUAUUUAAUAAUAACGUAACAACGUUUUUUUUUUUUCUUCUUCUUCAUGAGGCUUAUUUUGUCAGAAAUCCAUAUUUGUGUGUUUUGUUUUGUUUUUUAGAUUGCCGAGGAAAAAUAAAUAAAUAAGUAAGUAAAUAAAUAAAUAAAUAAUGUAUUAUGUAAUUAAAUGAAUAAUUUUCUCAUGAAAUGUUUUAGUCAGUGACUACUUUGUAACUGUAGAAAUAUAUUUGAUUUUUGUUAAAAGACCAAGGAAAUUCAGAGAUGGAAAAAGUGGAAUAUAAUUGUGUAAUAUCUGUUAUAAGUGUUUCUUUUUCAUCACUUCUCUGCAGUUGAUUCUGUUUUUUUUUCUUUUGUUUGUUUGUUUUAAGGCCUGAAUGUCAAAUUUUAUCCUCAACAUGUUUUUGUGAGCACAUUUUGUUUCCACUUAAACUUUGAUAAAAAAAAAAGAAUAUUCCUUUUUUUUUUUUUUUCUUAAUUGGACUUAAACGUGUGCCAUGAUUUCUGAAGUCCUCUGUCAGUAUAACGUUAUGUACUUUGUUGGUCUCAUUGAAAACAGACAGAUGUUUAAUGCUCACAGUGUAAUUCCACAGUGUUUUACCCAUGCUUUUUCUUGGCCAUAUUUCCUCUUCUCGUUUGAUUUGAUUAGUGGAAUUUCCCCAUCAUCUCAAAACCUUAAAUUCUCCUUUGACUUGAGCCAAGAACAUGCGGUAUCAUAGCUGAGCUCUCCUCUUUGUUUGGCUGUAAUUUAGAGCAAAGAGCAUGUCAUUCAGUGCGGCGCGCUUCAGAAUCGUCUGAUGUUAUGCAGUCAUUGCAGGUCUUUAGUGGUAUUCUAAUUCACUUUCAAAUUCUGCCGCUCCUUUUCCGUUUCCUCCCUUUCACAAGACGUCUGCAUAACGCAGUAAUAACUUCAGAUUACCGACCUGUGAACCAACUCUGCCUGUUCAAACCGAGUAGAUGUCCACACUAGACUCACCUCUCAGCGCUGACCGUGGAAAGCCAGUGUGAAGUUACUGUUAAAUUUUUAAAAAAUGAGUUGUGGAUUAUGAGUUUGAAGAGACGGUCGCUCUGAGAAAUUAGGACCACAUGGCGACCGUUGGCCGUGAUCAGUGUUUUUGUUUUUUGCAUUUUUCUCUCCUAACUGAGAGGUGGUUUCUCACGCUCACUGAAUUUAUACCUUUACUCUUCCUCUUUUACAGUUAUGCAACUGAGCUGUGUUGCAGUAAUCUGUCCCUUUAAACUAGGCCGCGUGGCUUUAAUAGAUACAUUCCCUGACAUGACCAAUGCUUUAAUAGAUACAUUCCCUGACAUGACCAAUGUUUAGGCUCUGGCCCUGUGUUUCAGGACCUUGUCUUGAAUGUUAGGACUUCCCACAGCCAUCAGCAGUACUCUGAUCUCCAUGUACAUCCACUGUCUCACUCCCCUUCUGUGACUAAUAUCAGUCUUUUUUUUUUUUUCUGUUGCAAGGACCUGACCAUUUUGAGUCAACAAUGACUUACCUGUAUAUGUUAAUAUACAAUAAUUUAUAGAACACAAUAAUUUAUAUACAACAUAUAUGUAAUAUGUUAAUAAAAAAAAAUCUAUGAAAAUGUAUAUUCACAAAUGUUUGAAGCCCUUGAAGUGCCUACCGUUUUGAAAUAAGGUUAAAGUCCUGUCAGGCUUGGGGAAUGUCUGUAAAACAGCCGGAUCAGAAGCACACGCGAGAAAUGAAACCAUAGUGUUACAGAGACAGUAUUGUAUCUAAUAAGAAACACUACUGAAUAAACAUUUUCUCAUGAUA